CACCGCACUGACAGGACGUUACCUCAGCUAUAGCUACAUUGUAAUAAACGCCUGUAACGAACAGCGUUGGUCAGAAAAAGUGCAUAAACGGUGUUUGAAUAUUACUCAAUAGGCUGGACCUUCUUUAACAAUUUUGGGACAUUAAAAAGGAUCUGCUUAAGUUGGCUGGACGAUUGUGGGAUAUUAAAACUUGAAGAUGCCAGCUGAUAUUUUGGAGAAAACAUCCCCAUCCUCUAUCGCAGCCACCCCGUCGAGUGUCAGUGGAACUCCGGAUAAACCAAGGACUGCCUCAGAGCACAGAAAGUCCUCAAAGCCAAUUAUGGAGAAGAGAAGACGCGCGCGAAUCAAUGACAGCCUUGGUCAGCUAAAGACCCUCAUCUUGGAUGCACUAAAGAAAGAUAGCUCGAGGCAUUCGAAGCUCGAGAAGGCGGACAUCCUUGAGAUGACUGUGAAGCACCUUAGGAAUAUGCAGCGUCUCCAAACUACUGCAGCUAUAAGCAGGGAUCCAUCAGUAUUUGGCAAAUACAGAGCGGGAUUCAGCGAAUGUAUGAGUGAAGUCACCCGUUUUCUGUCCACAUGUGGAGGGGUGAACACGGAGAUCAGGACCCGACUUCUCAGCCACUUAGCCGGCUGUGUGUCACAGAUAAACACCGUAAACUUCUCAACUCAAUGCCAGAUCCCCACCUACCCUCCGCAUCCAGCGCAUCCAUUGCGCGGCCAAGCCAUUGCGAAAAUCCCAAGUGCAUCUCCUCAGUUAAAUGGAAUAAUGCCUUGCAAAAGUGGCUCGCCUAUCAACCUCACAUCAGAAAUGGCUACAUUAUACAGUGGACUUCAAAUUGUGCCUGCGGCGACAGAUGGACAAUUCGCCAUUCUGAUUCCAAGCCUGGGUCUUGCGCAUAUGAGCGCGCCGAACGCGAUACAUGGCAAUCCAGCACUUGCGGUGGCUGUGUCACCUGUUGCGCCUCCCGUCACCGCAGACUCCGUGUGGAGACCAUGGUAGGGUCAACUGCGUGCAUUAGACUGAAGGACUUUUACGCACAGUGACGAAUUUUUUUACGGGAAGUAUUCCGUCAGAUAUUACAUUUACAUUUUUUACAUUUUACUUUUUUAUAUUUUCGUAUAGGCUGUUCAAAGCAAGACUCAAGAGUGCUGUUUACGCAGAUGUUGUUAUUCUUUGAUGGAGGAUACAGUACACCUUUCCAUUCGUUUUUUUUUCUAUUUGUAUGUCAGUGAUGUCAUGAAUAUGUGUUAUUGUUGUGAUGCUAAAUAUGAUUCAAAUGCCCAUAAAUGUCUUCCUUCAGGAAAUCAAUAAAUUCUUUAAAUGAAAUUGAAAUGCUUAACACCUCGAA
This is a messenger RNA of Coregonus clupeaformis (lake whitefish), 1349 nucleotides long. RefSeq names its product transcription factor HES-1-like. The transcript has 4 exons. Bases 197 to 1000 code for a protein of 267 amino acids. Gene Ontology annotation, molecular function: RNA polymerase II cis-regulatory region sequence-specific DNA binding; DNA-binding transcription factor activity, RNA polymerase II-specific; protein dimerization activity. The record is from RefSeq and is a predicted model, not a curated record. Gene Ontology annotation, biological process: anterior/posterior pattern specification; Notch signaling pathway; regulation of neurogenesis. Gene Ontology annotation, cellular component: nucleus. Lineage: Eukaryota; Metazoa; Chordata; Actinopteri; Salmoniformes; Salmonidae.